UUUUUCAAACUAAAAAAGUGCGUGGUGUGUGUUUUUUUGGGAGCUUUGUCCAAUAACGCUCCUUACGCCGGUCACACAGCACAUCACGAACAUACGCAACAGAUAACAAAAACACGCACGUUAUAUGCCUACGUUGUCCCUUGGAUAUUUAGCAACACCCGUCUCUCUAGAAGCGUAUGUACAUGCUAGUCCUUAUGAGAUACCACCCUCGACGGUACUGUCUAUAGUUGGCUUUGGCCCUACUUCAUCGUCAUCACUGCCCGUCAACAUGCUACCAGCCAUUGCGAGAUUCAUUCUUGUUGUCGAACCAACCGCAACCGUGGCCGAGAAAGAGACCUUUGCACUACUACAUGAGUCUCUCAAUACCAGUAGCUAUGCUAUCAUCCCCUUGCCAUCCCGACACGUGGGAAUACUAUUACCACCACCACGACACGAACAACAACAGCACCAGCAUGGAUACGAGCAGCAGCAGCCGCAGUAUCAAUUCAUACUGCAGAUAUCGCAGAUUCCCUGUUCUUCACAAGCAGCAGCAACAGUGGCAAAUGGCCAAAUGCCCACAUUCGACUUGGAAUACCUCAAACAGCUUCCACUCCAGGUCAUGGAAUUAUGCCAAAACCGCCAAGAGGAACAGCUUCGCAUGGUUGCACGCGGAAUCUACAAGACAGCGGCGGUGUAUGGAUAUUGGGAUCUCUGGUUGGUGCUUGAAGGAAUAUGCACGCGUUUCCAGAUCAAUCCACAGCAGUUGAUCCAAUGAGUGGAAACCGUUGCAGCAGUAGCACUAGUGGUACAAGCAAUUCCCCACUAACCGUCCAACCAUCCAACUCGCGAGAUAACAAACAUGCCCCACCCAUUCAUUAACCUGUUUGGGCAGUCGUUACCCCAUCAUUGACAACUCCCCCUCCCUUCGUACACCCCUCCACCCCACCUCCUCCCCCCCCCGACCCCAAGUUCUCGCGCGAAGGCUUUAAUUUUCGCAGAUGAUAGCGUACAUUUUGUUGCUGGGUUUACAACAAAGAAAAUAAUUAAAACUUGCGUCAUUGCUGAUGAACUACUUUCCGGGACUAUUAGCGUAAUUGUCACUUACUACACAUUCACUCACUCACUCACUCACU
Zychaea mexicana is the source of this 1112-nucleotide messenger RNA. RefSeq lists its product as uncharacterized. Lineage: Eukaryota; Fungi; Mucoromycota; Mucoromycetes; Mucorales; Lichtheimiaceae. Bases 125 to 754 code for a protein of 209 amino acids. The transcript has a single exon. The record is from RefSeq and is a predicted model, not a curated record.